AUGAGUUGGGCCACCGCUGCUCUUAAGUUUUUUGGAGCACAGCUAGAAGAAACACAGAAAACCGCGAUCGGCAAUGCUGACUUCAAAUGCCCCCGCUAUGCUCCUGCACAGGCAAAGCAAAUUCUAGAGUCAGGCAGUAGAAUCGACUGGACGCAGAUUGAUUGGAAACUGCAUGGUCCCAGCGCCAGAGAUUUAGCUAUCGAGUCGGAGACUCCAAGAUGGACGAAUCCAGAGAACUAUACACCAUCCGGUUCAGAACUAUUUAUCCCUUACAGAUUUGCACGAGAUCACUUUACUAAUGUUACGAUGAAUCUGGUCACGGAAUCGAUCGAAGAAAUGUCAACCUAUCUUGGAGGGUGCAUUCAAUUUUACGACGACUCUGAGACACAAAAAUACGCAGACAAGGGAUUUAAUUGGAACCACCACAUUAACGUCCGGCAAUAUGAUGAAAAUUGGUCGCACGACACUGGUUGCUGGUCAUAUGUUGGGCAUGUUGUCAAUGGAGCUCAAGAUCUCAACUUAGGUCCUGAUUGUCUAAUUAAAGGUACGAUCCAACACGAGUUUUUGCACGCUUUGGGCUUCUACCACGAGCACACUCGAGCAGAUCGAGACGACUACGUGAAGGUUUUUCCGGAGAAUAUCAUUGACGAAUACGAGAUCAACUACGACAAGUUGCCUUGGAGCCUUUGGGCGAAUGUGGGUUCGCCUUACGACAUAGCGUCCGUCAUGCAUUACGGCUCUACUUUCUUUAGAACACUUGAAGCUCAGCAGGCUGGUCUCUAUGCCAUGACUGAUAUGGCAGACCAACCGUUCGAUGCGCAGAGAGAAAGAGCUUCUAGCAUUGAUAUGCACCAGCUAGCUCAUAUCUAUCCAGAUUCCUGCGAAGCCAUGAAGACAGCACGAUUUACUGCUUGUAAUAAUGGCCAUCCGCUUCUAGGCGAUCGAAUCUGCGACGGAUACAAGGAUUGCCUUGACCACUCUGACGAAGGGAACAUGUGCAUGCCUUACAACGGUUGCUGCGAUAAGACUUUCGAUAUUGUCGGUUGGGGCGAUUUCGCUGUUGAUUUCCCCGGAAUGCGAUUUAUGGGUCUCGAAGAAGAGUUCCAGAGACCUUGGUAUAGCAACGGCGUUUACUCGAUGGUGUUUGGAAGAUAUGUUGGUGGCUCUCAAAACUGUGGGUCAGAUCUCGCAGGUAACGAGUACUGGAUGCUUUUCGAGAAAACGUUCACGAAGAAUCCUGGAUGUUCUGAGUUUAAUAACGCCGUCGAGGAUGCCCUUCAUCGAAAAUACAGCACCGACACGUCUUUUUGUCAACCUUCGGAUAUGCUAAGAAGUGGAACUACAACGACAGAAGAACCCACAACGACAGCAGCGCCGCUUGCUCCGCUGAAUUCACUUCUCCCUGAAUCAACUUUGCCUGAUGGAGUAAGCAUAGCCGACCCAUCUACAUGGUCUAUUUGGGAGAAUAUUCUCCUCCUAUCUGCCCAGUCGCUUAAUCCAGAUGUGGAACGCGUGGAAAUUACCACGAUUAUUUCACAAAUUGGCGGCGUCAGGCAUCACAGUCGAACUCUAGUAGGGGCCAAUUACGUAGUUGCUGCAACAUUUUUCUUCACAGACGAGUUCUCUGCCACUGCUAAUACUGUCGUUGGAUUAAAUUCUAAUGCUCUUACAGAGGGAAUUGAUUCAUAUCAUAUGGACGAUAUAAUAUUGUUGGUAGUUGAUUUAACGGCAGAAACAAACUCGGAAAAGCUUCGUCACAACCAAUUCAAUCGAGUUUCCAUUGGCACCAGAAGCCACGACGACUACGGCCGAUCCGAAUGCAACAACGACCACAACCCAGACAACAACAACGACUACUCAAGUGACGACAACAACAGCUCGUAA
Messenger RNA from Oikopleura dioica, 1884 nucleotides. The record is from the annotation of a GenBank genome assembly. Lineage: Eukaryota; Metazoa; Chordata; Appendicularia; Copelata; Oikopleuridae.